AUGUUUCGAACAAGUCCGUACUAUACAAAUGUGAGAUAGGAGGUUUAUGCUGAAAUCAAUUAUCAAUUGUCCCAAGAAUUGGAUUAGAUGUAGUAAUAAAAAGAUCACAUCGGAAGUAAUAGUAAGAAGAGCGCGUCGAAACAGACUUUCAAUAGCAUCUGUAGAAAUAGUCAUCUUAUUUAACUCUAGUCUACAAGAGAGCAAACGAUUAGGAAUCAAUUCUAGAAGAUCAGAUUAUCAAGAAAUGUUCGAACUGUGAGAUCAAAAUAGUGUCAGAGGACAUCUACUGUUCAAACUGCACUAAGUUGAUGUGUUAGAAGUGCACAAAUGAGUGCAGUGUCUGUGGGAACAAUUGCUGUUUGAUUUGUAGCAAAUAUGCAUAUUUAUAAAAUGGUGAUUUUGUAGUGUGCUUGCAAUGUACUUAAUAAUAAUGAUGAUUAUUUAAAAU
Molecule: messenger RNA, 448 nt
Organism: Paramecium octaurelia
Lineage: Eukaryota; Ciliophora; Oligohymenophorea; Peniculida; Parameciidae
Source: the annotation of a GenBank genome assembly